Messenger RNA from Heteronotia binoei (common prickly gecko), 1337 nucleotides. RefSeq names its product synaptonemal complex protein 2-like. The transcript has 14 exons. The coding region runs from base 3 to 1337 and encodes 444 amino acids. Lineage: Eukaryota; Metazoa; Chordata; Lepidosauria; Squamata; Gekkonidae. The record is from RefSeq and is a predicted model, not a curated record.
AAAUGCAAAUACUGGAAAACUUUAUAUUACGAACAUGUGCUCUCACUGCUGAUAACAGAAUAAAUAUUUAUAUUCGGCAAGAGGCAAUAAGGAAAUUGAAUUCAAUGCUUGAUGCCAUGCCUCGAGAUACCAGAAAGAAAAUUAUUUCCACAAAGGAAAUGUUACAUGUCAUGAAUGAGCUGGGAAAGAAAGUUUUGGAUGCUGGGGACUAUGAUCUCCAAGUUGCCAUUAUUGAAGCUUUAUGCAGAAUGACAUCAGAAAAACAAAGAGGAGAGCUAGCAAGCCAGUGGUUUUCUAUGGAGUUUGUUACUAAUGCAUUUAAAGGAAUUAAGGAUUCAGAGUUUGAAACGGAUUGCAGGAAGUUCCUUAAUCAGGUGAAUGGCAUGCUUGGAGACAAAAGAAGGGUUUUCACCUAUCCCUGUUUAUCAGCCUUCCUGGGGGAAUAUGAGCUACAGAUACCGGAAGAUGACAACCUUGAAGCGUUUUGGAUUGAUUUUAAUACUGGUAGUAGAAGUAUAUCUUUCUAUGUUGCUGCAGAUGAUGAGGCUCAUCAUUGGGAAACUGUAAGCAUACCUGAAGAAGAAAUUGAAACAUACAUUAUAGAAGACCAGAAAGACAAAAAGAAGUUAACAAUAAAUAUAAAAAAUCCAAUAUUUGUGGGUGAUGAAGAAGGGGAGAAAAUAAUAUUAUAUUUUGAUUCUGCAUUGGAAAUAUUGGAUGCAGUAAGAAAAGUUUAUGGUGCAAAUAAAUGUCAGGGGUUUACUAAGAAGAGCACUAUGUCAGUUGCCAGAACCACAGUACAUGUAAUUUUUGAUGAAAGCGGAUCACAGGUUCUUGUACCAGAAAGUCAGAUAUCACCUUUAAAAGAAAAAUCUUGGAAGCAAGUGGAAGACAAAUGUAGUUAUCCUGCAAAACAUCAUAAUCACCCCCAAAAUCUGAAUAAAGAAGUUAAUGUGGACUUCCAAGCUCCUCAGUCCAAAAUCACCCCUGGUAAAAGGAAGGUAUCUGAGGCAUCAAUGACUGUACCUUGCACUACCAGAUUACCAGGGCAAAGUCCAUUUCAGUUGGUUAAUACUUCAUCUCCUCGUAAAGGCCGGAUUAAAAUGCCUCUUCAAAUGAUGAACUCAGUGGAACAAACUGACACUUCUUCACCUCCUGAGAGAAGAGCAAUGGAUUUUAGUCUCAUAGAAGAUAGCAUAUCAGUAUCUUCUGUAACAAAAUCUCUUCAGAAGAAUAACAUUGCCACACAAAAGCAUAUUACAGUCAAGAAAGGGAUUCAGGUGUUUCACAAUGAGGAAGAUUUAGACACCUGCAAAAACCAAAAAUUAGGCAAGUAG